AUGGGGUGCCGCUCCCUGGUGUCCCUGACAGCAGGCCGCUCCGCUGCAGAACGGCACCUGCCUGUGGACCUGGAGCUGUCACCGCUGCCGUCCUUCUGCCAGUGCUGCAGUCCCAGAAGCUGCCCUCCAGGCCCGAACCCUACAGCGGCGCUUUCUUUAGGCCUUUGCAGCUCCAGCCCAGAGUGUGUGCUUCUGAGAUCCCUUCAGGUCACCACCCAGUGGUUCCGGGACACGCCGGCCUCUGAGGAACUUGAGGGUCACUUGGCCACUGGGCCAGGGGUCUCCGGCCGUGUGCUGAAGAGUGAGUCCUUCCGUGUUGCUGCCAUCCCGAUGACCCCAGCGAUCCUGGGCAGCUCACGGCCAGCACCCGGGGUCUGCGGCAGUGACCAAAAACUUGCCAGAGGGGCCGUGCCCGUCCUGCAGGGGGCUCGAGGACCUCGCCCAUCUCGGCAGAGGGCGCGCGGGAGGCCAGUUGAAGAGGCCUCGGGACCCUUGGCUUCCGUGUCCGGGCGCCUCCAGCUCACCCCCAUCCUCAUGCAGUUCUGUGGCCCAGAAAAGGCCAUCUUGUGGCUCUUCCGCCUGACUCUGGUGGCUUUGGUCUCUGCUCGGCUUCUGGUAGCUUUCUCCUGCUCACCCGGGCCCCGGCUUCUCAUUAGGCUCCUGGCCGACUUGGCUGUGCGGAGGGAGCUGCACACGGAGCGGGUCCUGCUGCAGAGCUCCGCUGUCCCAGCAUCCACAGCGGCAGCCACGCUGGCUUCUCCCGGCCUCCUGGGCUGCUGUUGCCUGCACAACACUUCCUCACCUCUCCCGAGGCUGCCAGACCACCUCAUCACCUCAUUCUACUUCCCUGAGCUCUUAAGGGGCCCUGUCCCCAAAUACGGGGCUGGGGACGUAGCUCAGUGGCUGAGCGUUUACUGGGUUCACUUCCCACUCCAGCCUCCUGGUGGCCUCUGUCUGAGCCGGCCGGGCUGCAGCCUGCGCCCUGCUGGGCAGGGAGGUCGCACAGGAGGCUCAGGCCCCGUCUCCCCACCUUGGCAGUUCGCUGUGGUCCAGGUGGACACCGCCCGGGAGCUGGAGGACGCCGACUUCCUCCUGGAGAGCUACCUGAACCUGGCUCGCAGCAACGAGAAGCUGUGCGAGUUCCCCAAGACCAUCUCCUACUGCAAGACCUGCCUCGGCCUGCCCGGCACCGGGGUGGGCGCACGGCUCGGGGGCCAGGUCAGCCUGAGCAUGGGCAACGCCUUCCUGGGCCUGAGCCUUUUCCAGAAGGCCCUGGAGAGCUUUGAGAAGGCCUUGCGCUACGCCCACAACAACGACGACACCAUGCUGGAGUGCCGCGUGUGCUGCAGCCUGGGGAGCUUCUACGCGCAGGUCAAGGACUACGAGAAAGCCCUGUUCUUUCCUUGCAAGGCGGCGGAGCUCGUCAACGACUACGGCAAAGGCUGGAGCCUCAAGUACCGGGCCAUGAGCCAGUACCACAUGGCUGUGGCCUACCGCCUGCUGGGCCACCUGGGCAGUGCCAUGGAGUGUUGUGAGGAGUCCAUGAAGAUCGCACUGCAGCACGGGGACCGGCCUCUGCAGGCGCUCUGCCUGCUCUGCUUUGCUGACAUCCACCGCAGCCGCGGGGAUCUGGAGACCGCCUUCCCCAGGUACGACUCCGCCAUGAGCAUCAUGACCGAGAUUGGAAACCGCCUGGGGCAGGUGCAGGUGCUGCUGGGUGUGACCAAGUGCUGGGUCGCCCGGAAGGCUCUGGACAAGGCUCUAGAUGCCAUCGAGAGAGCCCAGGACCUGGCUGAGGAGGUGGGGAACAAGCUGAGCCAGCUGCGGCUGCACCGGCUUGCAGAGGACAUUUGCCGCAGCAAGGGGCUGCAGCGGGAGGUGCGCGCCCACGUUGUGCGCUUCCACGCGUGCGUGGAGGAGACCGCGCUGUACUGCGGGCUGUGCGGCGAGGCCGUUGGUGAGCACAACAGCCGGCUGCAGGCGCUGCCCUGCGCGCACCUCUUCCACCUCAGGUGCCUGCAGAGGAGCGCGGCCCGGGGCUGCCUACGAGCCCCUCCACCUGCAGCCAGACCGGAGCCUCAGUUUGCCGUGGGCAGCCGCAUGGUCUCCAGGGCCACAAGGGGCCUGGGCCGCCUCUGCUGA
Fukomys damarensis (Damara mole-rat) is the source of this 2142-nucleotide messenger RNA. RefSeq names its product receptor associated protein of the synapse (gene Rapsn). The record is from RefSeq and is a predicted model, not a curated record. Gene Ontology annotation, molecular function: protein binding. Lineage: Eukaryota; Metazoa; Chordata; Mammalia; Rodentia; Bathyergidae. Bases 1 to 2142 code for a protein of 713 amino acids. The transcript is spliced from 11 exons.